CACCUCAGGUGAGAGAUGGAGACGGAUCCACUUCAUCCGCGCGUGACCUGCAGCGGGGGAUGCACACAGACGGAUGGAAUCACCCUCAUUUUCCCGUGUUGUCUUCCAGGUUCAGAGUGCAAGCCAGGCAGUGAUCCCUGCGGUGCGGUCGACGGUCCUCUGAGUGCUCAGCCUUCCAGCCCCAGCGAUGCUGGAACGGGGUCCGCCUCUUCCCUGUCCCCGGCCUCCAUCGCAGAGGACGCCUACUUCCCACGCCCAAACUCCGAGGACCAGGAGGACUCCUGCUCUGUGAUCAGCGACUACGACUUCCCCGACGCCGACCAGGGCAGCAGCGGCGAGGACCUGCAGGGCCUGAGCUCAUCUCUCCGAGGCUCCGAGUACUUCAAGGACCUCCAGGGUGGGGUGCCGCCUUCGGUGUCCACGGCAACCGUGUCGCCGCGGAGCCAACCGCAGGACCUUCAGCGGCUCCGCCAGAGCAGUCCGGUCGUCGGCUCCGCGGGGACCCCUGAGUGGGACCUGACCUUCGCGGGCCCCAGCGGAACCCCGCCGGGGUUGCAGAACAGCCUGGUGGUCACCCGGAUCUCCCCCGUCCCGGGGGUGUCGCCGCCGCUGGGCAGCGCCCCGGACACCCGUCCCCUCGAGGCCCCCGUCGUGGGGCUCAGUUUGACGAUACGUUUGGAUCAACUUUUGACGGCGAUGGAUCCGGAGAGACCCACGGCCGCGGCGGUGUCUUGGGACCUGGUGGGAGCGGGGGGUCCGGCGGGGGGAGAGGGGGUGCUGGGGGGAGAGGGUCUGGUGGGGGCAGGGGGCACGGAGGAUCCGGACCCUGACCUCGACGCUUUCCCCAUCUUCGUGCGAUCGAUGUCCACCUCGAGAAGGCACAGCUGGGUGGUGCCUGUGGCCUGCUUCAACCAGGGGAGAAGACUGAGCCUAGACACCAUGGCCAUGGACAGUGAUGGAGAGAGGGAAAUGGAUGAAACAGACGGACCCAGGCCUAAAAUACCUCCCUACACUAAAGAGAGAGACACGCGGUGGCCUGACAGGCGUUCUGAGCUCCUGGCCCCAGAGUGCAGCCAGGCAGCACACAUCUCCCAGCUGGUGGAGACCUCCAAACAAGCUGCCAGGGCGGCCCAAGACACAGAGGAACUGGACCCUGAGGAGAACUUGCAUUCUGCGGAAGGACAGAGCCACAUGAUGAGGGUUCAGAGGGUUCUGCAGGAGCUCAGACUGUACCACGGGGCCAAACAAAGAGGGGUAAGAUCAGAGGCCAAGGAAUCAGGAAGUGUCACUUGGUACGAGUUCCUCAACAAUGAAAAUGAGGAAGAAGAUGGACCGACUGAGAAGGUGGAAAAGGGCACCAAGGUGAAGAGAACUCUCAGUUCUCUGAGGAACAGGGUGACUGGAUCCUUCACCAAAGACAAGGGUAAGAACAGAGAAAACAAGGAGCACCACAAGGAGAGGGUCAAGGAGAAGGAAAGGGAGCCCAAGGAGAAGGAGAAAGUGUGUCGCAGCAGAAGCAGUGACAGCCCCGGGCAUGACCUGGUGCCGGGCUCCUUCUCCAGCUAUGCCGACUGCUCACUGUGCAGCAAAAGCCUGCAUCGGAAGCAUGGCCUCCAGUGCACGAAUUGUGCCGUGAACGUCCAUAAGAACUGUAGGACUCUGCUGGGGGAGUGCAACAGCCACAAGAAUAAGCGAGAAAACAGGACGUUGCCUUCCAACCUUGGGUCCAGAGGCGCGGACGGGGAGGCGCCCCGAGAGCAGCCGGGCCGAGCGUCGCUGCUGACCGCCGAUGGCCCGUCGGGCAGGCCCCGCUCCCCAGGCAUGAGCUUCGUCCCGCGCGGAUCCGGCACCCAGCCCUUCAGCUACGCCUCCAGCCUCCGUCAAAACAUCUCAGGAACCCUUCCCGGGGAGAUGGAUGAGACCGAUGCCUUCCGCAAGCGAGCGGACGACACGGUCUCCCUAGCCCCCUCCACCACCGAGUCCAUCCUCGUAGAAGAUGUCCACUACGUAGCAGUGCGGGCGGAGCUGGAGGCCGACGCCCAGGACCUGGAGGCCGAGUCCUGGAGUCUGUCCGUGGACCAGCAGUGUGUCAAGAAGUACUCCAAGGAGAUGGUGAAGAGACAGGACGUCAUCUACGAGCUGAUGCAGACCGAGAUGCACCACGUGCGCACGCUGAAGAUCAUGCUGUGCGUGUACGUGCGCGAGCUGAAGGAGAACCUGCAGAUGGAGCCGUCUAAGCUGGACUGCCUGUUCCCCCGCCUGGAGAGUCUCCUCGACCUCCACACCAACUUCCUGUCCCGCCUCAAGGAGCGCCGGCGGGACUGCCUCCUGGCGCCCGGCGAGAGGAACUACUUUAUCACCAGGCUGGCGGAUGUGCUCAUUGGACAGUUCUCGGGCGAGAUCGGGGAGAAGAUGAAGGAGAGCUACGGGGACUUCUGCAGUAGCCACCUGGAGGCGGUGAGCUUCUACAAGGAGCAGCUGCAGAACAACAAGAAGUUCCAGAACCUCAUGCGGAAAAUCAACAACUUUCCCAUUGUGCGGAGGCUGGGCGUGACGGAGUGUAUUCUGCUGGUGACCCAGCGCAUCACCAAGUACCCCGUACUGGUCGAGCGCAUCCUGCAGAACACGGAAGCGGGGACGGAGGAGCACGAGGAGCUGACGCGGGCGCUGGUGCUCAUCAAGAACGGCAUCGUCCAGGUGGACGCGCUGGUCAACCUCCACGAGAAGACGCUGCGGCUGCGGGACAUCCACGGCCGCAUGGAGCCCAAGGCGCUGGGGAAGAUCAAGGACGGCCGCGUGUUCCGGCGGGAGGACCUGGCCCCCGGGAGGAGGACGCUGCUGCACACGGGCACGGUGCACUGGAAGGCCGCCUCCGGGCGGCUCAAAGACAUCCUGGCCGUGCUUCUGUCAGACGUGCUGCUUCUGCUGCAGGAGAAGGACCAGCGAUACGUGUUCGCCAUGGUGGACAACAAGCCGUCUGUGAUCUCACUGCAGAAGCUCAUCGUCAGGGAGGUGGCCCACGAGGAGAAGGCCAUGUUCCUGAUCUGCGCCUCCUCCAAGGAGCCCGAGAUGUACGAGAUCCACACCAGCUCCAAGGAGGAACGCAACACCUGGAUGAGCCUGAUCCGGCAGGCCAUGGAGAGCUGUCCACACACAGAGGGGAGGCUCUUCAGUGAGGAAGAGGAGGCGCGGGCCGUGAGGUUCAAAGAGUUCCAAGACCGUCUGAACCAGAAGGACGCGCUGGUGGUCCACGCGCUCACCGAGAAGCUGCAACUGUUUGCCGAGAUGGCGGAGACCACGGCGGGCCUGGAGGACACGGCCUCCCGCUCCAGACUGCUGCUCCGGGGCGAUGCCUCGGACCUCCAGCAGGGGGAAGCGCUGCUCAAGGGAGCCAUCACCGAGGUGGAGAACCUCCAGAAUCUGCUCCAGUCUGGGGUGAGGGAGGAGGUUGAGGAGGAGGAGGCGGAGGACGAAGGGGAGGUGGAGGAUGAAGAGGAGAGGGACGGUUCCUCAUCCCCACGGCUGGAGGGUGGGGGCACCUCUGGGAAUCUACCCAGGAGAGCGGGCACGUUCGGGGGCUACGACAGCAGCCCCAGCAUCCUCCCCAAGAACUGCAGUGUGAGGAGGAACAAGGCCAGGAGUCGAGACAGGAGCCAGAGAGCCCGCUCAGACCCUCAGCUCAAAGACCUCUCUGGCAGCCACACCCAGGAGCACGCGGUUGAGGACGGCUGCUCCCCGCCCCCUGCCAGCUGGAACCGCAUCUGGUCCAACUCCUUCCCGGAGGCCGAGUUUUUCGACAGAGUGCUGAUGCUUUCCCAACGGCUGUACAGCCUUCAGGCCAUCAUCUCCCAGCAGGACAGCCACAUGGAGCUGCAGCGGGCCUCGCUGACGGAGCGCGCCUCGCUGCCCGGCCGCCACCGGGGGAACAUCCUGCUGGAGCAGGAGAAGCAGCGGACGCUGGCCCUGCAGCGCGAGGAGCUGGCCAGCUUCCACAAGCUGCAGGCCCAGCACCGGCUGGAGCAGCAGCGCUGGGAGAAGGAGCGCCAGAGGCACCGGCAGCAGGUGGAGGCCACCGAGGCCCGGCUCCACCAGAGGGAGGAGGAGUGCGCCCGGCUGGAGGAGCGUCUGCGGGAGGAGCGGGAGGAGCUGGAGCUGCAGAGGAAGACGUACCAGCAGGACCUGGAGCGGCUGCGGGAGUCCACCCGCACCGUGGAGCGGGAGAAGGAGCGGCUGGAGCACCAGAGGAAGAUCAAGAGGAAGACCAUCGAGGUGACUGGCACCCUGGGGCCGCGUCGCUAUGGGGCGGGGCCACGCUGAUAUAGG
Gadus macrocephalus (Pacific cod) is the source of this 4323-nucleotide messenger RNA. It is a transcript of the gene arhgef18b, whose product is annotated as rho/rac guanine nucleotide exchange factor (GEF) 18b. Gene Ontology annotation, biological process: small GTPase-mediated signal transduction. Lineage: Eukaryota; Metazoa; Chordata; Actinopteri; Gadiformes; Gadidae. The record is from RefSeq and is a predicted model, not a curated record. Gene Ontology annotation, molecular function: guanyl-nucleotide exchange factor activity. The transcript is spliced from 28 exons. The coding region runs from base 16 to 4317 and encodes 1433 amino acids.